ACCCAUUGGUCAUGUUGGCAUUAGCAUAGAAAACAUUCUUUCUGUAAACGGAAAGGGACUUGUCUUUAAUAGAAAUGAUGAAACCACUCUUAUCAAGACAUGAAACAGAAAUAAUGUUUCUGCUAAUUGCAGGAACGUACAAGCAAUCGUUUAAUUCCAACAUAAGACCACUAGGCAAGACUAAACUAUAAGUUCCGAUUGCCAAAGCUGCAACAGGUGCACCAUUGCCGACUCGGAGUUCAAUCUCGCCUCGAGCUAACCGUCUACUCUGCUUCAGUCCCUGCAUGGUAGUACAGAUAUGAGACCCACAUCCAGUAUCUAGUACCCAUGAUGAAGAUAUAGACAUGUUAACUUCUAUAACAUACACCUCAGAAGAAAUGGUCGUACCUUCCUUCUUCUUGGUUGCGAGGGCACCUAAAUACAACACUCCAAGAAGAGAAUGCCCGGCUCAAGGCAGAUGGCCCUAUGGAGCUAGCAGCUGAGAGGUCCAAGGUCAAGUCCCUGCAGGAGCAGAUUGCUGCUUACCAAAGGGGGACCCAGGAUCUGGAAACGCAGUUUGACAAACUCCGGGAACAAAUCUCCAUCCUGGAGUCAAAGGCCUCAGCUUCAGAAGACAAGGAGGCCAAGCGUGAGGGUGCCCAUCUUAAGGAUCUCAUGUUGAAACACAUGGAGGCGAAACGGCUUACCCUCGAGAAGUUGGGGAAAGAGAGACAGACUGUCAGCGAGCUCUGGUCAAGGAUGGGUGAACUAGAGAAGGCAAUUGCUGCCCAUCAAGAGGAGGUUGCCACCCUGACUGCCCGUGCUGAAGCCCUUUAUGAAGAAGGGAAAUUUGACAUGCAACACUGCAUUUAUGAGGCGGUCCAGAGUGGUCUUCCAGCUCACCGAUCCCUGGAUGAUUUCAUCUCCCACUACGGAGUUGUCUUUAUUGAUCUUACUAUUUCCGAUUCUUCUUCUGAUUCUUCCUCGUUGGCAUUCCCCUCACUUGGGGCCCCAACACCUGAACUCUCUUCUGGGCCUUCUCUUGCCUCUGAACAAUCAGUGACUCCUCCCUUGCCCAGGGAGGAGAAUCACCCUCAUCUCCCCCAACGGGUAUCAGGAGGUGUUCUUCCGGGUUCCGGCGUGCUUCCUAACGGUGCCAGGACAGAAGUCUCUUCUGGCUGUCCUGGCACGUCUCGUCUGCAGAAGAGACGCAACCCCCACUCAGGAGCUUCCCGGUUGGUCUCUGGUGCGAGGCCUUCUUCCCAGGGUUCCCCUUCCCCUCAACAGUCAUAUGGACAGCCACCUGAGGAGUGGGGGGACUAUGACAUGGGGGGAAGGAAGGGAUGGUUUGCUGCUAGUUCAUCCCUUUUUGAUUUCUUCGCCAUGGCAAGUAAAUCUCAGAGUAAAGUCGUCAUCGACUUAACCCUUUCCGGGACAUCUUCUUCUUCGGAUGAUGAUUUCUCCGCCUCUCCGGCUCAAUCCAAUGACAUGGCUGGGUUGAGUCCUGGCGAGUUCUCAAGACUUUAUCCAGCACCUCGUCUUCCUGCAACAUCUCCUCCUAGUCCACCCAGGCUUCCAUCCGGGAGGAUAGACUGGGACUCUAUGACCCUCCAAGACUUCGCCUUUUACCAGAGGAUGCGCAGGGCCAAACUUGGGCGUUCUUUGCCGACUGUCGAGGCGAAACCUUCACGUGAAAGCCGGACUGCUUCUCCAAACUCACUGAAGUCUCUCAAUGAUGGUUCUUCAUUGGGAGCACCAGCUCCCCGUCCUGGGACGUGGGAAGACUAUGACAUAUGGGAAGCUGCUGAUUCUGCUGCGUGCCCCUCGUCGAAGAGAAGGAGCCCAUGGAAGGGGCCCCCACCUCCUUCUUGUUGACUGCAUGGAUGCAAUAGGCCCUCCUUCAGUGCCUAGCCCCCUGCAAAUUGAAUUUCUUUUCCUUGUUUUAUUUCAAGAGGCAUUCACUUGUUUGGUUCAGGAGUUUUUCCUGCGUCCCAUACUAAGGAAUGUCCUUCAAUUUCAGACUAGGAAUUAAGGUU
Cuscuta campestris is the source of this 2015-nucleotide messenger RNA. The record is from the annotation of a GenBank genome assembly. Lineage: Eukaryota; Viridiplantae; Streptophyta; Magnoliopsida; Solanales; Convolvulaceae.